Leptopilina heterotoma is the source of this 4754-nucleotide messenger RNA. RefSeq lists its product as uncharacterized. Gene Ontology annotation, molecular function: protein binding; nucleic acid binding; exonuclease activity. Gene Ontology annotation, cellular component: nucleus. The transcript is spliced from 5 exons. The record is from RefSeq and is a predicted model, not a curated record. NCBI's taxonomy places the organism in Eukaryota, Metazoa, Arthropoda, Insecta, Hymenoptera, Figitidae. Bases 1559 to 3673 code for a protein of 704 amino acids.
UGGGAAGAUAGAAGGAAGGAAGUGGUCUUGGACACGUAUAUACUGUUCGAUCAGACACGCGACUUAAGGACUCACUCGCGAGCUCGUGCCUCGUUAAGAAAUGCACGUUGUUUCUUUUUUUAUCACUCUCUAUCGAUAAAUAUAGAGAUAUAUAUACAUACAUACAAAUAUACACUCUACACUGUAUAUAGUUUUAUGAAAUCGACGCCAGAGUUUCAUUUCUCGAUGAUUGAAAAAAAGAAGAAGAAAAAUACUGAAUUACAUAAUAUAAUUCAGUCACGUGGGUGUGUUAUAAAAGUCUAGGAGAAGAGAUCAUUUUUCCCCGUCAGUACUCAAAUGUACUUUGAGCCAUUGAAAACCGUUUUUUUUUUUUUUUUUCUUUAAACUUAAAACACCGACGAACUUUUAAAGUCUUCUCUCUAUAGGAAACAAGUUCUCUCUGGACGUGAAGGGAAGAAAUUCUUUAUUGAACACAAGAGGAUUUUAAUAAAGAAGGAAAAUUGCUUCAACCGGGAAAAUUAUAUACAAGGAGGAAGGCAAAUUUCGAAUCAGUGAAAAAUUUGUAAAAAAUUUGUGAGAAAGAAGAGGAAACUUUGUUAAAGAGGAAAAUUUUCUGAAGGAGACAACUUUAUACAGACAACUUUACACAGACAACUUUAGAAAGAAGGGAAUUUUACAAGGAGGAAAAUUUUCCGAAGAAGACAACUCUUUUUAUAGAGAAGGAAAUUUUGCAAAGAGGAAAAUUUUUAUGAAGAAAAUUUAUAAAGAACUUAUAAAGAAAAUUUUACAAGGAGAAAACUUUAUAAAGAAGAGCAGUUCAUAAGGAAAAGAAGAAGAGAAAGAAAAGAGGAGAAAAAGAGAGAAAGAAGACGAAAUUUUCCCCAAGAAGAAGAAAAAAAUUUUCGUCACAAAACACAAAAAAAGAAGAAUGUUGAGAAAUUUGGUGAAUCAUCAAAAACACGUGGUUGAAUUAAAUGAAUCAUUGUGCAUUAUUCGGAUAAUAAAAAAUCGUCAUCAUCGGCGAUAUUUAUUAUUAUUAUCGAAAAUUCGUAAAAAUCGCGCUCUAAAUUAUUAUCAUCAUCAUCAAGAAAUAAAAUUGAGAAGAAGUGUAACAAAUUUGGGCGCGAGUGCCUCUUUCAAUUCACGUGUUCAAUGUGUCUAGGGAGUACGCCAUCUAGAAAAUUUGCAACUUCAGGUUUUAGAGUUUCUAUAGUGCGAUUCACGACAACGACGACCACGAGCAGCGACCGACGAGAAGGAGGGUUUUUCGGAGCAAAGGCACAAUACAAGCGGCACGAUACAGCAUCGACGACGCAGGUUUCAAGUUUCAAGAGAGGAGAGACUGCUUUUAGUGUGUGAACGUCAUUUGUAUUGACGCGUCGUGAAAAUUAAUAAAAGAAAUUUAUUUUUUUUCUUUCGACACACCGGCGUGGACAAGUAUAAUAUUUAUUUUAAUUAUAAACAAAAUAGAAGAGGAGAUAUAUAUUUUUUAAUAAUUUAGUGACAAACAAAAACGGAAUUUUUCUUUUUUGAAAGAAGAAACAAAGAAGAAGAAAAAAUGAACGUCGUCGAGCCUGAAAAUGUAUUUGGUCUAAGACCUCCCGUCCUCAUGGUGAUUCUCGGAUCCCUUGUACUUGGCGGACUCUUUUUCGCAAUUGGCCACAUCGUCAUUAAACUGGGUCGUCGAAACAAGAAAGAAGAUGCCACCAAAAACAGUGACAAUAAGGAUAUUCAAAAAUCGACGGAAGAACAAGAAUCGACAUUAUCUGAGUCUGGCCCAGGUACAAAUAAUACAAUGACGAAUAGUAAACGUGCCAGAAAGAAGAGACGUGAAGCACAACAGGAAUUUAAUCACUCAUGGAUGGUGGGAGCAUUAAAGGGUCACACAGCACCAGUUCGGGAUAUCAAUUUUUCCAGCAAUGGGAAAUUCCUUGCAAGCUGUGCCGAAGAUUGCGGACUCGCACCCGAAGAGAAGCUGGACCUGGUGAAGAGCAGCACUAUCAUCAAGGCUUCCGAAAUCUCAUCUUCCUCAUCCUCCACAUCGUCACUAUCAUCAUCGUCAUCAGCCAAGGAACUUCGUGAGGAUCGUGCGCCAUUGAGUCGACGUCAACGGAAAAAUUUAACCCGAGCAACACGUGAACAACGUCGUGAGCAUCAGGAACGUGAUGCCGAUCAUAAUGUAAGUCCAAGUGAUUCGCCAAUAUUGCCAAGGAAUCGUCACCAUUGGCUGCAAAGGCAGGACCGUCAUUAUCAAGACGCCCCCAAGAAACCCAACCCAAAAGUCAUUAAGAAAAAGGACUCCCACCACCACCACCACCAGAAGGAUAAUAAGAAAACGAAAACCAAAGACACAACCGAAAACAGUAAUAGUUGUAAUAGUAGUAAACCAACAUCAGUCCUCACUGAGAAUUCAUCAUCAAAACAUCUCAAAAUUUAUACAAGUAUGGUUCGUUAUCAAUUGCGGCAUUUGCAAAAUUUCGACAUUGAGUAUUUGCUACAGCAUUAUGUACUCAAUGAAGGACAAUUAUUACACGGCAGCUAUCCAGUUAUGCAAAAAAGUGAUUGCAAUUCUGUGAUGAUAUGCUCAUUUUCAAGACAUCAUCAUUGUACAACAUUGCAUAGUUUAAAUGCAAAUGCAAGGGAAUUUGUUCCAAAGAAAAUAUUCCAUAAUUCAUGGAAGGUGAAGGAGAACGAGAUGGACAGUGGUAAUGGAAGUGGUAGUUCCCUCGAGAAUUCUGAUCUUGAACAAGAGAGUUCAUCGGAUAGUGAUAAAAAUUCGGAUAUUGGUGAAUCAUCAUCAUCAUCAUCAAAUCUAUCAUUAUCCUCAUCAUCAUCAUCAUCAGUUGAUUCAAGUGCGAGAAAUAUUGUACCGUGCAUUUUACCAGGUCCAGUGAUACAUAAAGAAAUAGCGACUAAUGAAAUUGAGAGACGAUGCUCACGUUGCUCGCAACCAUUUCGUGUUGAUUCGCGAAACGGUGAUUAUUUAGCUGUUGAAAAGUGCGUGCAUCAUUGGGGUAAACGUCGUUUUGGCAGUUGGGAGUGUUGUUCACGUGAUACUGAUGAUACAACAGUGGGUUGUAUUACGGCAAGUACUCAUGUUUGGUCGGGUAUUAUUGCCGAGGCAACGAAUGGACCAUUCGAUGGUUUUGUGUCAACUCAACCGGCGCCAUUUGGUCCUGAGAAUGGUUAUGGUGUUUAUGCUAUUGAUUGUGAGAUGUGCUUUACUAAAAAUGGUUUAGAAGUGACGAAAGUAUCGGUUGUCUCAUUAAAUGGUACAUUGAUUUAUGAUCAAUAUGUGAAGCCGGCGGAAAAAAUCAUUGAUUUUAAUACAAGAUUCAGUGGUAUUACGGAACAACAACUUCAUGGUGUGACAAAAACAUUGCAGGAUGUACAACAUGAUUUGUUACAAUUUAUUUAUGCUGAAUCAAUAUUAAUUGGACAUGGUUUGGAGAAUGAUUUACGUGUAUUGCGAAUUGUUCAUAAAAAAGCAGUUGACACGAGUAUUGCAUUUCUUCAUGAUGCGAGUUUUCUUUCGCGUAAGAGUCUCAAGUUUUUAGCGCAUCACUUCUUGAAUAAAUCGAUACAGGCAAAUAGUCAUGAUUCAGCUGAGGAUGCAAGGGUAGCGAUGGAUCUCAUGUUACGUAGAGUGCAGUACGACUACUAUGGUGUCUAGCAAAACGAAAAAUUAGCUGAUGGACAUUUUUUCUUAAUUUGAAGGAAGCUACGAGGAAGAAGUGAGUGGCCACAAUACAAUUAAAUCGUGCCGUUUAAUUUCAAGAGGUGGAACAAUAUUCAAAUAGCUGCUCUUUCAGAAUGAAACUUGGGAAAAACGACUGAAAGUAAAAGAAAGAAAACUAAAUUGUAUAUCGAAAAAAAAUCCUCGUCAAGUCUCUCCACUUCCGCCGAUUAAAGAAAAUAUUCAGUUCCAAGUGAAAUCUGUGAUAAGUUUAUAUACAUAUUGCACGUACACUCGCACUAGUAUGUGUCUUAUAUAUGUAUAUUACUCACCUGCAAAGGAGUCGACGUCACAUUUUUGUUUUUAUUUUUUUAUUUUAUCCUUUUUUUUUAUUUUUUUUUUUUUUUUUGUGCACUUGACUUGUUUUAUUGAACAUGAACAUAGAAUAUUUUGUAGCUCGCGAUAUAUUCAUUAACUUCGUUUGCUUCAUCAGCGUUUUCAUCAUCGAUCAUCUCGAUUAUUUUUUUUUUUUUAAAUUUCACUUGUAUAUAUACAUAUAUACUGCAUUAUGCAUAUUAAUACGUAUAAAUCGGUACGUAAAAUGAAAAGAGGAAAAAAAAACAGCAACAACAGUAAAGUCAGUUUUGUCGCGUCUCGCAUCGUUGCCUUUCCCAACGUGUGUCAUCGUGUAUAAGGAUAUGUAUGACUUGGGAGAAAAUAGUUGGCAAUCAUUUUAUUUUUCUUUUUUUUUUUUAUUAUUAUUAUUCACGAAUUCUGUAUAAUUUCAUUAAUUUCACACCCAAAAAUUUGAAAAUAGAAUUUUUUUUCAAAAAAAAAAAAAAAUUUACAAUGUUCAUAAAUAAUUAUACAGUAAUUAAAAUAUUAUCACAUUGUUAAAAUUGUGGUGUAAAAAUUAUCAGAUUGACAUAAAUACAGUUAACUUAUCUUAAUCGUUAUUUCCAAAUGCAGGUAUUCCGUUUAUUAUCACUUUUCCGAAUUUUGGGAAAUUUUCCGAUAAUUCAUUAUUUUUUGGAAUUUUGAAAUUCUAUCAUCAAAGAAUAAUUAUUGAAAAAGAAAA